This is a messenger RNA of Striga hermonthica, 2796 nucleotides long. The record is from the annotation of a GenBank genome assembly. NCBI's taxonomy places the organism in Eukaryota, Viridiplantae, Streptophyta, Magnoliopsida, Lamiales, Orobanchaceae.
AUGUCCCCUUCACGGGCAACAAGAAUGUCACCCCGUAGGGAUCUUAGAGCCGAGAAUCACAAGAGAAGGCAUAGUCUUGAGAGUGGGAUUUCGCAUCGAGCCAAUGAAGAUAAUCUCGAGCUAUUCAAUGAGGUUCGGGACAAAGAGAGAGAAAAUUUCUUGUUGGAUUCGAGCGAAAAUAUUGACGACAUCUUCUCGACAAAAUUAGGAUAUUUCUCGGAUCAUAAGCUUGGAAUUUCAGCCCCCAGUCGAGGAGAGAGUAGUGACCUGCUCAAUGAUGGGGGCAAUAAUAAAAAGGACUAUGAGUGGUUGGUAACUCCUCCAGAAACUCCUCUUUUUCGUUCGCUGGAUGACGAGGCGCCAUCACAAGUCAAUCGUGCACAUACGAGCAAACCCUUGAUGGAGAGAGGUCAAAAGAGCAGUAGAACUAGAGCCAGUCCAAGCCCACAUCGCCGUAGCCCAUCUCCAAAACCGAGCAAACCUUUCUCUGUCACUCGCUCAAGCCCUCCUUCAAGAGGUCAUUCGCCCCCACCCAGGUCCAGUUCACCGACACCACUGAGGAUAAUAUCCAGCACAACCACCCCAUCAAGAACGAGAGGUGCAUCGCCAGUCAAGACAGGCCGAGGGAAUUCGGCCCCACCAAAAGUAAGAUCAUGGCAGUCGAGCAUUCCGGGAUUUUCCUCCGAAACGCCCCCGAACCUUCGGGUGGACCGGCCGGCCUCGUAUGUGAGGGGUUCAUCACCAGCUUCUGGGAAUGGAAGAAAGUCGAUUUCUCCAAGUGCUUCUAGAAGCAUCGGCUCGUCCAGAGGCUCGGUUGUGUCUUCUGGCGAUGAUGACCAGGAUUCUCUGCAGUCGGUCUCUGUGGUCGGAAGGGAUGCUGGCAUUUCGAGGAAACAGACGAGGGUUUUGUCGAGCUCGGCCACGAAGAGAUCAUUAGAUUUGAGUCGGCAAAUGGAUCGAAAAAGUCCACCGAAUAUGUUCAGACCGCUGCUUUCCGGUGUCCCAAGUUCGACAUUUCAUGCAGGACAUGCAAGUUCACCACAUUAUUCCUCGGCACCUAAAUAUUCUUCAAUCACAGCUAGAAACAAUCCUAGUACCAACCUAGGGACAAGUGGAUCCAAGGAUACCGAAAUAAACGAGCCAAAACAAGAAGACACGACAAUCGACCCUUUUAAGGACCAUGAUUCAUAUGCUGAUGACGACGACAUAUUUGUCAUGGAUCAGGCACAUGAUUUAAGUGACAAGAUCUCGCGGGACCCAGCUGUCGACACAGCUGGCACAAUUAUGGAUGUGAACAGAAGUGAAUUUUCCGACGCUAAUGCCCCUCCGGUUAAUACGGUAAUCGUGUGCUCUAUAUGCGGCUUGAUAUUUAAUUCAUCUGAAGUAGUUAUAGUCGAGGGGGGCCCACCUAUCUGUCACGAGUGCGAAAAUUUGGAAGCAAAUUCAACGACCGUUAACCCGGUUGAAAUUUCGGAAGGGAAAAAUUAUAUUGAGAAAAGUCAACUACCGAAAAUGGUGUCAACUUCCGAAAAUCUUGUGACACAGCCGACUGAAGAAGACAAUGAACUUACUUUCACCUCUCGACUAGUGAUUAAGCAAUUGCAGCAUGAUUGGUUCGGUUCGAACUCAGGAGCCGGUGCUCCGAAAAUGUCUGGUAAUAAUUUUUUUACUAUCCGGAGCAGGAGUUUUACGGCAAGUAACAACACCAGCUUUGACGAUUUUUCAUGCGCGAGGAACAGUUCGAACAGCAAGAAAAGCACGUUUAGUGCAUCCGUAUCGUCUUCUUAUGAUCUGGGCGGGUUUUCUUCCAGGCAAACGGAUCGCCGGAUUUGUCGGCAGACGAGCGGCCCGAAUUCUGACGUGGGAACUUAUAGAUACGAAAUGCCUACUGUGCACAUACGCACAGACUCGUCAAUAUCUGGUGCUUCGACUCAUUUGCUGCAUGUCACGAGUGAAGAUGGUUUUGAGGACUUUGAGAAGCAAACAUGCUCGGAUCCUCAAGAACAAGAAACAUAUUAUAGUACAUGCGCUAAUACUGAAAAAGAUGACAUUUUUAGAACUCAAGAGCAGCUGGUGUUAGAGGAGAGCAAUGAAAACGUAACGAGCCACUUUUAUGAUUCAGUGAAUGACAAAAGUUUGCCUGAACAAUCUAUGGCUUCCGAGCAGGAUGAAGAUGUGGGCUUGCCAAGUUCAUGUGCUGAUCGGGUGGAUAUCUCAGAAGUUCCUAAACCGAGCUCUUUUGAUGCUGGUGUUGUAUCUGAUGUUGAUGCCAUUGAUUCAAAGAGCUGCACGAAUGAAAUACAGAAAGAUGAGGAUAUUACAGAAUCUGUCGAAGGAUUUGAAAUAUCGAUACAUGGCCAUCAUGUUCGUGAUGAAUCGAGGAAUUUGUCAGAAGACACAGACGAAACAAAACCGAGUAGCCUAGUGACCGUUGAAGAAGCCACAGAAGCUAUCCUUUUCUGCAGCUCCAUAGUCCACAGCCUCGCAUACGAAGCUGCGGAUAUGGCAAUAAAUAAGGAAAGCCCGCCAACGGAAGUCCUUAGGCCUGCAGUGGCAUUUUUGGGCGGGCCCAAUUCAAAAAGAAGGGACAAUAAUAUGCGUUUGAGGACCAUGAGGAAACGUAGCCCGAGGGUCCAAAGAGCCCGGCAGAAGAAGCCCGAAAUGGACACAAAGCCUCUUUCUUGCAAUGCUGAAGCUGACGCGAACUCAAGCCCGGUCAUUGUUAGAGUUCGUAAUGAAGUUGACAGCGUGGAGCCCGCCAAGCUGGAGUCGAAGUGUAAUUGCGUGAUUAUGUGA